This is a messenger RNA of Penicillium pulvis, 690 nucleotides long. RefSeq names its product nucleoside deaminase. The transcript has 3 exons. Gene Ontology annotation, molecular function: guanosine deaminase activity. The record is from RefSeq and is a predicted model, not a curated record. Gene Ontology annotation, biological process: purine nucleoside catabolic process. Bases 1 to 690 code for a protein of 229 amino acids. NCBI's taxonomy places the organism in Eukaryota, Fungi, Ascomycota, Eurotiomycetes, Eurotiales, Aspergillaceae.
AUGCGUUCUUCAAUCUAUCUCUUCACCUUGCUUGUCGGGCUUCUUCCCGCGGCACGGGCAGUCGUCCUUGCGGACCCGACUCUAAUGAUCAACGGAGUCACAUUUCCGACGAGAGCACACUGGAUGCGCCAAGCAAAUGAGGCAUUGAGCGAAAUCAGCGGCUCCCCUUGUCCCUUUGCGGCUUUUGGGACAGUCAUUGUCAAUCAUACUGCCUCUGACACAGGCGAAGUCAUUUGCAUGGGUGUCAAUGAGAAUUCAAAGACCGGGAACCCUUCUCUUCAUGGAGAAAUGUCAGCUAUCAAGAAUUGUACGGCGAUUUUGACCGAUUCGCAUGGCAAAUAUCGCAUGACUGCUUCCGAGGCGGAGGAUGCGUUCGCCGACCUAACACUAUAUACAAACGCUGAGAGCUGCCCGAUGUGCGCUUCUGCAAUCCGAUGGGCAGGAUUUCGGGAAUACGUCUAUGGGACUUCGAUCGAUACAUUGAUUCAGAAAGGUUGGGGUCAGAUCCGUAUGCCUUCGAUACAAAUCUUCGAAGCCUCCUUCGACCUUCCGACCCAAUCACGGUUGAUGGGUAAUGUUCUCAUUAACGAGACUGAUCCUUAUUUCCUGUGGCAGUACGACCCGACAUACCCGUGUCCCCAUGGUUGUUCGCGUACCAGUGAUGGGACAAGUUGCGAGGCUUCCUCUUAG